CAUCUGCACCCAAUAUAUCGUUCGUCGAGAGAAUUCAGACUCGAGGGCAUCGUCAUGUCUUCCUCGAAUCCAGGUAGCUAUCCCGUUGUACCUCAUCAUCAAUGGCAUUCGUCAUCGUCGUCAUCAGCUAAUCAUAUUUGCCAUGAAGCCAACAAAGUUUCCCAUCCUCCAGACCCGAACCCGGCAGCACCACAGCCAUCUGGCGAUCAAACAGCCCAACCCCGACCAUCUCGAAGGUCGCGCAAACGGAAUGGCGGCGGUCCUCCUCAGUUGCAGUUCCUCACCGCCACUGACCCUUCGCAAUUCAAGGACGAAAAGGCGAAGAGAAGCGUCCGGUCUCAGGCUAUGAUUCAGUACCGCUACAAGUCAUCAGAGCAAAAACGAAAAAACAAUGAGUCGUCCUCAACCACUACUACUGCACCUGUUGAUCCCCCACCUGCCAAAGCCAUAUCGAACCAACCCAAAGCAUCGAGUUUAGUGUCCACGGCGAAUGACGUCUUACGCCAUCCUCCUCCGACUGCAUCCACAGGACCACCCAAACUACGUUCGUGGUGGGAUGAGGUCGACGACCAAGCGCUGUACCGAAGCACGUUGGAAGCAUGGCGAGGUACGAGCCAGCAAGGCCCCGCAGCCAUCACUGCACCUUAUACGACAAGAACGACCGCUCUUUCUAUCUCUUUCCGACCCCGUCGCUACCUGGACGCGCGCACUGCCCUAGAUUCGACCGUACCUGCACACUCCGUGCUCGACUACGAGCGCACGGCUCAGCACGACCAGAGACUUCUGGAUAUUGCUCUCGAAGAGGCUUCGAAGCGAUUCCCACGUGGAUUUGGCAACGGCGUGGAUCCUUUCCUCGUUCUUCCCAAGUUCGAGAGUAGGGAGUUGGACUCUUUCAUGCUAGUGAGGACUUGCAACAGAACAUUUUCCUCGGCGUCUACCCUGAAAAGAUGGUUACCUGCCAUGCUUUCGCAUCCGCAUAUUCUCCUGUCUUCUACCAUUGUCGCUUGCACAUGGAUGGACAUGCACGCUGGUGUACGGGGAGAAAGCCGCCGUACCGCUGUCGUCAAGGGCGAGAUCUUGUCGUGGAUCAAGGGCCGGCUCAACUCGGCCGAGUUACAGGCCCACGACUCUACAAUGAUAGUCAUUGUCCACAUGUUGGCGGGGGAGAUGUGGAGCUGCAAUGAGCAGACAUUGCGCUGGCAUGAGAUGGGUGUUGCCAAACUCAUUGCUCAUCGUGGCGGAAUGGAUAAUCUCAUGACGAUGGGACCUGUAGGCAUAACUUGCGCGAUAGUGUGUCUACACAGCGACAUCAUUUGCGAAGCCGCCCCUCUUCCGGAAUUUGCCCAAUGGAACCCUCCUCCCAUACUUGAAGAUGGUCCGGAAGCAUUGCCCGAAUCGCCUUUGUUCUAUCGUACGCCGGAGCUGGUUCCCGUGGUCAAAGAUCCUGCCUGCAAUAUGUAUACUUACGAAAUCAUUUGCGACAUGCGAGACUUGACUGAUCUCUUCCUUUCACUACAUGCAGGGUCGGACAGUAUAGUGGAUGCCGAAAUCAGUGCAGAGAUGUCAGUGUCUAGAUAUAACAAUGAUUUGAAGGCGACGCCCUCGACGGUCGAUUACGAUGCCAAAGUGGCCGAAAUACGCACGAAGCUAGCCCUUCUUCCAUCAGCAUUCGUACCCGGUCUACCCACGUCGGGGGAUUUUGUCUACGAAGCAUGUCGCAUCACAGCCAUCAUCUACACGUCGGCCAUAAUUAUGCGCGUGCCACUAUCAGUCGCAGCCGAACCCGCACGGAACGUCGUGCUCCUCGAUCGGGCGUCCGUGCAACCCCCAGAGGUGUUUACAAAGCGUUUGACCCAGUCGUUGUAUGAGAUCAUUGAGCGCACCAAUGUCGGCGAUAUCUGGGGUGACAUGGCAGGCGUCUUUUACUGGGUUUCGGCCGUAGGUGCUGCUGCUAGUCGGACGUCCGUUACGACGGACAUGUACCAGGAACCGACGUCGUUGAGUGAGGAGUACACAACAUGGACCCGGCGCUGUUUGAUCAUGUUUGCAACUCGGGCGAUGAUCAUCCUCGUAUUCAAACAUCCCGUUCCAGUCAGCAUAGCGCAGAAGAGGCUGCUCAAGGUACAGGAGCUGCUGAGCUCUAGAACAUUGCGCAAAGCCCUCUAG
Messenger RNA from Periconia digitata, 2166 nucleotides. The record is from the annotation of a GenBank genome assembly. NCBI's taxonomy places the organism in Eukaryota, Fungi, Ascomycota, Dothideomycetes, Pleosporales, Periconiaceae.